GGUUCAUUUUCAAAUCAUCAUUUUGUACAACCAUCAAACCAUUUUAGUUGUUUGUUGUAAUCAUCGAAACAAAAUGAAAUUUUCACUUUGUCUUUUCAUUAUUGUUUCUGCAUUGAUGGAAUUUGUUUUGAGUGCACCGAAUCCACUUUUAAUAAGACAAUCUUUGCUUGAUCCAGCCACUGCAAUGGCAGCAUUUACACCGACUAUUAAUUCUGCUCAAUCAUUUCCGACAUCUUUAUUUUCACUUUAUAAAAAUGGAUUAUUUGGAUUAAAUUUUCCAUUAAUUUCAUUAAUUACAGCUGGAACAGCAGCAGCACCGGUUUUUUCAUUGCCACCACCGCUACCACUAACAACAACAACAGCAGCAGAAGCAACAACAUUGCCGGUUGAUCCAACUCUAUUACCAGAAGCUUUAUCAGCGGUUGGUUCAUUGAUUGAAUCAUUGACUGGAAAUAUAUCACCAGUUGAUCCAUCAACUACAGCUACAUCACCAGCUGCUGAUCAAUCAACACCAGGUGAAUUACCGGAUUUCAAUUUUUUGCAGAUUCUCAACAAUUUGUUGCAACUUUAUAAAACUUUUCAGAAUUAUUUUUAGAAAUAUUAUAUGGAAAAUAAUUUUUGACACAA
Messenger RNA from Dermatophagoides farinae (American house dust mite), 627 nucleotides. RefSeq lists its product as uncharacterized. The record is from RefSeq and is a predicted model, not a curated record. Lineage: Eukaryota; Metazoa; Arthropoda; Arachnida; Sarcoptiformes; Pyroglyphidae.